CAUCGAUGUCUCCACCUACUUUGGUUUUGGUUUUUCAUGAUGGCAUAAACAUUAUCUGGAAACGUACAUGAAACCGCAACCGCCGAGCUGGUGCACCGCUGCAACCGACGAGGACGUCUGCCCGCGCCGCCCAAUCGAUAUUACCGCUCGGCGAGGGAAAGAGCAGCGUGGAAACUCAGCAACAACGCGGCGCCGCCAUUGAGAAAGCAAAAAAGAAAAGCGUGUGCUCCCGCACACAACAAGAAAAACACACAGAAAAAGGGAGUGAGAAAACCGAUUCGAGGUCGCCGGAUGUGAGAAUGUCGCAAGCAGUGGGAGGAUCAGUCGCCGGAAUGGAAGAGCUUGCACCAGUCAACCAGUCGAAACUGCCGGAGGAUUUCCAGGACAAUGACACCAAUAGUCUGGAGCCCGGCGAAGUGGUGACCCCGCCCCAUCGUCAUCCAGGGAGUCCUGCCCUUCAGAAGCAUUUAUCCAAGGAACUGAUGAUCAGCAAAUCGCUGCGAAAGAUACCCGCUGGGAUCCUGGAAAACGGCUCGUCGGGGACUCCGCAGAAGCAAGCGGAUGAGGCAGACGACAGCGAAGGUCUUUACUCGGAUUCGGACUCCUCGGGGGAGGAUCUCAAGAACCUGGAGGAUGUGCAGAAGGCCAGGAAGGAGAAACAGGAAGAGGCUGCAGCCGCCGCCCUUCCGCAAGCACCUCCCACGCCGUUCCUGGGAAUAAAUCCUUUAAGAUUCCAUAUGCGUGCACCUUGUUUUGAGUUUCCCAGGAUGGGCUUUAUGCCCCGGAUGGCUAGGGGCGGACCCAGAGGCAUGCGACCGCCGUUUUUCGGGCGCCCUCCUACGCCCAACCGCAUGGGAUCACCCAUGAUGGGUGGGCCACCAUCCCAAGGACCUCCGCCGGGAUCCUUUGCGGCACAGGUACCACCAGGACAAGGAAAUACCAGCAAUUUAGGACGUUGCAAUCGACCCCAAUCGGAUUUGUUAUGGACAGCCUUACAGCCGCCCGUGUCAUUUGUCUUCAAUUUAGUUUCCGAGUGCUCGAAUUCCAAACAUGAGAAUUGCAGAUCCAAAGCGGAAAGUGGAGCACCCAAAUCCAAAGAAGCCAUCAGCGAAACAAAGGACAAAUCCAUAGACAAACCAAAUGAACAAUCCAGGGGCAAUACCAGGGAAAAAUCCCAGCACAAAGGAAAAGCAAGGGAAAGAUCACGGGGGAAAACUAGGGAGCGGUCCAAGGAAAGAGAUUCAACCAGAGGAAAAAUUAGAGAAAAAUCUAAGGACAGAAAUUUAAACAGAGGUAAGACAAGGAAAAUGUCGAAGGAGAGAGAUUCAACGCAAGGAAAAACCAGAGAACAAUCCCAUGAAAACAAUAAGUUCAGAGCAAAAAAGAAUGAUAGAUCCAAGGAGACAGAUCAAAGAGGAGGUGAAACUUGGACGAUAGAAAAUGAAAAAUCUCAUGUAAGAGAUCAAGUUAGAGAAAAAACAAGGGACCGAUCCAGGGAGAGAGAUCAAACUAGGAUAAAAAUACCAGAAAGAUCGCAGAGCAGAGAUCAAACCACAGGAAAGACAAAGGAUCGACAACACAGCAGGGCGAUAUCUAAAAAAAGGUCCAGAUCCAGAGAGAAACGUACAGAAAAAUCCACGGAAAGACGAGGCGAUAGAGACUUAUCCAAAGCAAAGCUAAAAGAACAAUCUACAGAGCAUGGUGAGAAAUCUAAGGAUGAGAGCAAGGACAAAUAUAAAGAAAUGCAAGAGAAAAACGAGAGUAAAAAGCAGCGCGAAGAGUCAAGCGAAAAUAUUAGAAAACAAUCUAAGGAAAUAGUGCAAGGGAAAACCACUGAAAGAGUUCAAGAUAAGGCAACAACAGACAAAUAUGAAGCCAAACAAAAGAAAGAUAUAGAUAAUCCUAAAGAAAAGUCAUCAGAACGUAUGAAGGAUAAAUUGUCGGGACUAUUACUCGAAACAUCAGAAGAACUUUUCAAAGAUAAACGAUCCAGAGAGAAAUCAACAACGAAAUCCUUGAAAGAAAGCGGCAAGGAUAAAUCCAGAGAUCAUUCGAAGGAAAAGCCUAAGGAAAGGAAAGACGAUAAAUGCAGAAAUCUUUCGAGGGAAAAAGAGUUUGGGACUCCCAAGGAAAAGGAUGUGGAAAGGUCCAGGAGAGCAUCAACUCCGCAUGAUUCCUUUAACGAAAACUCCAAGAAAAGCGACCACAAAGUAAAGAAAAAGGACCAGGCUCCUUCCUCGUGGGAGGGGAGAGAAGGAACUCCUCCCACUACGCCGCCUCAGGUGUCUCAGACUCCACCUGCGGAAACCCCAAGGCCCAAGGGAUACGAUAUAUUUGCCGAUUCACCUCCAAGAUCAAACACUGCCGUUACAGCUCCAGCUGUAUUUAUGGAAAGAAGCACUACGCCGCCUUUAAAAAUGAGUCCGGUUUCCAUACCAAUUGUGCCCAUCUCCAAACCCGAUAAAUUGGCCCCACUGCUCAAGGCUAGCGAGAUUCACAGCAGGAUUGGCGCCCUGCUCGAGGAUAGCGACUUACACUUGGAGGCCCUGUUGGCUACCAAAGAGCAGCUGUUCCGCCGCACCAAUGAAUACAAGGAGAGAAAAGAGGCGCCAAAGGAGAUUAAAACGGAACCUCUGCCAAAUAGUAGCUAUAGGAAAUCUGGUGGUGAUAGGGCAGAAAUGGUUCACAAUAGCAGCCAACCAAGACAUGUAAAUCCGUUCAAGCGUGAAUCAGUAUUAAGUGGAAGGAAAUCUUCCCCGCGUGCUUUAAGCAAGGAAAGGCGUCUUCAAAGAAACGACAGUCAGAGUGAAGAGGAUUGGGAUAAGGAACUGGAACUGGAACAAGAAAGAGAUCUCGCACGUGGCAGUCAUCGAAGUGGUUUCCAACCAGGGCGCAGUGAUGAGUACAAACACAUCAACAUAAAGAUUGAAAAAAAUACAACGCCACCGCCCCAAAAAACAACCCUCACUGUUACUACCAUCAAAAUCGAACGCAAUGCCACGCCCCCCAGGGAGGUGGAGCGACAGGUCCUGGUCAGGAAUGGGGCUGUGGCUGCCAAUGCACCUCCCCCCGCAAAUGAGCAAGAAAGUCCUGAUACAGACGACUACAUUGACAACUGGGAAAACGACGAUUCAAUGACCAGUAUGCCGAAGAACGCUCCGCCCGCUACUCCGACUCCGACUCUGACUCCUGCUCUCAAUCUCAAUGCCUCUCUGAAUGCCACGCCCCUGCCUCCGCCAGCUACUCAUUUUAAUGGUGAUGAUGAGGAUUCGAAUGCCCUGUGGAAUGCCAACAGCACACCACCUCCUCGAACCAAGGUUGCGAACCUGCCUACGAGCAAUAUCCAUGAGUUAUAUGACAAGUUCAUGAAUAGUAUUAAGAUGUCCAACGAGGUUUUGGAGACGGAAACCCAAAAGGCCUCCAAAAACAGUUCCUUGAGUAAUUCCACUGCCGACGAAAGUUCCUCGGGCACUGAAACUUCUUCAACAAGUAGCAGUAGUAGCGAAUCUGGCGAUGACUCGAGUUCAGAAGACGAAGAUGCCAAUGGGGAUUCUUCGGAUGAGGGAAACCUCCAAAUAACGGGUAAUUCUAAAACGAAUCAAGAAGAUGUCCCUGGAAAAGAGCACCAGCAAAAAAAGAACAGUGUCAGCAAGGAUCUGCGCAAACUGAAAAGUCUCGAGGACAAUCUGGCCAGGAUUCAAAGGAUGCGGGAGAAUUACGAUGCGGGCGAUGAGAUUUCCGAGGAGCUACUCAAAAUGGAAUCCCUAUUUCUCAUGCAGCGCAAUGCCAUAAUGGACAAGUAUCGCAAACAGGAACUGAAGAGCAGUGCAGGAGAAGAUCAACAGCCAAUAGAUGAACCAGAAAACCUUCAGCACCCGGUGGAGGUUCAGCAGGCUGCCUUUCCUGUAAACAAUAUCUUCGAUGCCAAUCGUGAGGCAAUCAAGCUGACCAUCUCGCCUCUGAAACUCACAAGGAAAUCAGCAAUUUUCGAUAAGGAUGAACCAGAACAACCAGAACAAUCCAAACUCGCGAAAGAGCCCCUUAAGCCAGCGCUGCAAAAACCACCCAAGGAGAUUGCCAUUGUUAAACCCACAAUUGUCAAAUCCCGAUCGAAGCCCAGAACACUGAGGAGUCCACCACCGCCGACAGGGCAUCGUCGCAGGUCUCGGUCGCGUUCUAUCUCCAGAAACAGAUCACGUCGUCGCGGUUCGAGGCCGAAGUCACGUUCCCCGAGCCCCAGACGUUGGCGUCCUCCGUCGCCGAGGAGAGGAUCUAGGUACGCCAAGAGGAUCGGAGGUGUAGGAGGAACCAAAAUAGGGCGAAGUCACAGCAGGAGUGUGAGUAGGAGUCGAACGCGCAGCAGAAGUCCAAAUAGAUGGAGGAACCGUCUGCCACCGAUAGUUGGGAAUCGGAAACGUGGUUCUUUGUCUCCUGUUCCAUCGAAAAUGGCUGGACCCCGGUCACCACCUCCACCCUGCCUCCGUCACUCGCUAAGCCGGGACAGAGAACGAGAACGGGAGCGGGAACACUUCUCCCGGUCACGAUCCCCGCUGCUUUUUAAACCACCAUCGCCGCCCAUGCGACGCAGUUGGUCCAAAUCCCGCUCACCAACCAGAAGGAGAUCCUACUCCAGGUCGAGAUCCCGCUCCAUAUCGCCAAGAGCUUGUUCACCCACAGGUGGAGAUUUCUUGAACUAUUUCGAGGAGAAUCAGGGAAUGGAAAUGGAAGCGGCCGCGUAUUACUACAACAUGUCGCUGACGCAGCAGGAGGAUCAGGACGCGAUGGGAGAGGGCUAUGAUAUGUAUGCCGCCUACAUGGACUCCGCCUAUAACAUGGAACAGGCUUAUGCCCAAUACUCCGAGGACUACUCUAAUUCCUUCGGGGACUAUAUGGGUGGAAUGGGCAGUGCAUCCUCACCUCAGCCACUGGGUUCGGUCCUCAGGGAGCUUCCCAUGGCACCAAUGGUUUCCAUGGAAUCCACGGAACCGCUGACUUCAAUGGAACCGAUGUUGUCAACGGUACCAAUGGUUCCCAUAGGAUCGGUGGUUCCGGUGGCGGUGCAAAAGGGAAACGUUUUGGAAAUAGUGCCUUCGGGCGAGGGUAUUAUAAAACCGGAGGAGAACGUACUGCCAGCUGUAAUAGAGCAGCCAAUUGAGGACAACAGUAAACCCAAGCGGAAGAGCGUCAACUUCGUGGACAACGUGCUGCCCACUUACGAGAGCGAUAACGAGGACCGCGCUGUGGUUGGAAUCGCGGUGGAACGUGCCCUGCGGCAAUAUCAGGACCGUCGCUCCCAGGCCACCGCCAAACUGCAACAGAUUCGCGACGAACUGCUUGGUAUGCCUCCGCCACCGCCGCCUUUGACACCCAAGCCAGCCAAUCUAGAGAAACCCGUGCUGGUGCAAAAGAAGCCCAAGUUCCGAUACUUCCACUUCGACCCCAUCAAAGGAGGAAUUGUGAAGUCUUACUCACGAAUCCUACGUUCACCCAGCCGCCCGCCCUUCGAUCCCAAGCACUUUGCCAUGCUGAUGAAGACCGGACGCCUGCCACAAUUUCCGCCCGGAUUCUUGAGACACCGCCCGCCAAUAAUUCCUGCGAAUGUAGAUCCUGCCACGAGGUCAGCGAUGCUAAAGGAGUUCUUCAGCAAGCACCCGCCACCACCGCUUCCGAUGCAAAUGACUAUGCCGGAUGGGAUGCCCUAUUAUCUGAGUGGACCACCGCCAAUGCCAAGUGGAGCUGUACUUUCUCCAGUGCCAGUUAACGUGCUGCCGCAGCCUAUUCCCGUAUUGGAUGGAAGUGGUUAUCAGGGUUAUUCUGAGCCGGUUGCCAUGGUACCAUCACCAGUUCCAGUUCCUGUUCCUUUACCCGUGCCGCUACCUGUGCCUGUGCCUGUUCCAACCAGUUCUACGCCACCGCCCGCGAUAAUAGCUCCCUAUUUCACACCACCACCGUUGCCCGAGCUGCCAAUUCUUCCCGAACUGCCGUCUCAAUUCACUGUGAGCUCGGUGCCCCCUAUUACAGAAAUAAUGCCAGUCGAUAUACUGCAGAAAUUGGGACCGUUGCCGAAAACUUUAGACGUAGAUGAUGGAGUAGGAUCAGGCAGUCCAGAGGAAGCCAGCAACGAUCUCAAGGAGGCGGAAGCAGAGCCAAUCGAACAGCCAGUGGUGGACGUUAAGCCGCAGCUUCUUGUGGAGACCCAGUAGUCCAUCCUUCUCCUAAUAGUUUCAUUCUUUAGCUAAUAGUUUAUUUAGAUAAUUUUCUUUAAUUGCA
Drosophila rhopaloa is the source of this 6270-nucleotide messenger RNA. RefSeq names its product serine/arginine repetitive matrix protein 2 (gene l(3)psg2). The transcript has 3 exons. Bases 300 to 6203 code for a protein of 1967 amino acids. NCBI's taxonomy places the organism in Eukaryota, Metazoa, Arthropoda, Insecta, Diptera, Drosophilidae. The record is from RefSeq and is a predicted model, not a curated record.